Lactuca saligna is the source of this 2069-nucleotide messenger RNA. Lineage: Eukaryota; Viridiplantae; Streptophyta; Magnoliopsida; Asterales; Asteraceae. The record is from the annotation of a GenBank genome assembly.
AGAUGUAAUUCAAGAAAUAUUCGACGAAUAACAUUUUUCUGGGGUUCCAAGCUCACCGGUAAAAUAUAUUUUUUAUAGUGUUUGUCUUUUCUAUUUGUGGAAAAAAAGUUCUAAGCGCGAAUGAAGGGUUCGUUGGAUCGAACGAAGGUUGUGCUUCGGCACUUGCCACACAACAUUUCUCAGUCAGCGCUCAUGGAGCAAAUUGAUGCCCGUUUUUCCGGUCGUUACAACUGGUUUUGUUUCCGUUCCGGGAAGAACAGUCUGAAGUGUCAAUCCUAUUCCAGAGCCUACAUUGACUUUAAGCAUCCAGAUGAUGUCAUUGAGUUUGCAGAGUUCUUUGAUGGACACGUGUUUGUUAAUGAAAAGGGCACCCAAUUCAAAACUAUUGUUGAAUAUGCACCCUCACAACGCGUUCCAAAACAAUGGUCUAAGAAAGAUGGACGUGAAGGCACCAUAGACAAAGAUCCUGAAUAUCUUGAAUUCCUCGAGUUAAUUUCAAAGCCUGUGGAGAAUCUUCCUAGUGCAGAGAUACAAUUGGAAAGAAAGGAAGCCGAACGAGCUGGUAAUGCGAAGGAGGCUCCUAUAGUUACUCCUUUAAUGGAUUUUAUUCGCCAGAAAAGAGCAGCCAAGGGUGGAUCUCGGAGGUCAUUGCCUAAUGGGAAGUUAAUGAGAAGGCCUAGUGGUGCAUCAUCAUCAUCUUCAACUUCAAAUUCUCCUGCAUUAAAACGUGGCUCUGAAAGAAGAAGGACUUCAACCACCAUGUAUGUCCCAAGGGAUACUGGGAAGGGUAGAAGUGGUAAAGAAAAGUCAACAUAUGUUCAGGUCCAUAAACCUAAUGAUCAACAGCCUGUUUCUGGAAGUGUUGUACUGGAGGAAGGACGGGGUUCUGCUGGAACUCCUGAUAUUGGGAAAAAGAAAAUUCUGUUGCUGAAGGGGAAAGAAAAGGAAAUACCCCUUAUAAGCAGUGGUGUGUCAUCUGUGAAAAUAUCCCAUGGUUGUGGUGCUCCAAAACAAAGGGAGGGUAGUGGAAGGGUGAUUAGAAGCAUACUUAUUAACAAAGAUUCACAACAAAAUUUAAAUAGGGAAAUUGACAGAAAACCCCCUAGACCUCCUCCACCUUAUAAUGGUUUGCAAGAUGACAUGGAGAAACGUGGUACUAGGAACAAGGAUAGACCUGAUCGUGGUGUGUGGACCCCACUUAGGCAUUCUGAUGAUGACUCUCUUUCAUCUUCACUUUCUCAAUCCAAACCAGAUUCUUCAGAAGGAACUCAUGGAGAGGGAAAGUAUGACAUGAGGGGUGGAAGUGGACGAGGUGGUCAUUUCUCACCUGAUAAUGAUAAAUAUGCAGGCUCCCAUAAACAUGUGGCUAUGGUUCUCAUGAGAAACAGGUCUGGGUUCAGAAGUCAAGCUCUGGUUCUUAGUCUUGUUAGUAAGUUGAGUUCAGAGAUUGGAUUUUUUACAGUAUUGGGAGUUGGGAGCAUAAACGUGAUUGAUUGCAUCCAAGAAAGUUUUGUUUUUUUGCUAGGAAGCAAAAAAAGAUGGUUAAGCAAAGAAGGCUUUUUUCUGUGGGACCCUGUGAACGGGUGAGGUUACGAUUCUACCCCCCCUAAUUACAAGUUACAAACGGAAACAUGAAAAAGGAAAAUGGAAAAAGGAAAGCGGAACAGGAUGUGUUUUUUUGUUAAACAAAAAAAAAAGGCGAGUGAGUGAUGAUUAUCCUAAAAUAUAAGAGAUGUUGGGUUGGGUUGGGUGGUUUACCUUUAAUAUAAAAUAGGUGAAAUGAAAUUGAAGGCUGAUUGUUUGUAAAUACUAACUACCUCAAAAUGGUGGGUGUGUUAUGUUAUGUUAUGUUAUGUUUUGCAAAUAGAGAGAUGAUGAUGGGGAGAUAUGACUAUGAGCAUGAUUUUAUUAUGGUGUUCCUGUAACUCUGGUUUGUGAUUAGGCCAUGAUGCCAACAAGCCUUUGUGGUUUGGUUUUGUUUCAUCAAAGGAAAUGAUGUUUGUGUUGUGUUUUAUCUUUAUUUGAUAAAAAUUAUGAUUUGGUAAUCUAAAUGGAUUUGUGUUGUGUCA